AGUGUUUUUGGUAAUAUUUUAAGGGUUAUGGUGAACUUUUAAAGCAAAAAGAGAAAAAUGUUGAUCACUGAAUUUGAAAACUAUAUGCUUGAUUUUUUUUUUUCCCUGCAAUAACAACACUUCCAGUCCAGUUUCUUUUAGAUGAUAGUUAAUAUCAGUGAUUACUGUUUGUAGUGGAAGGGAUAUGGCAAACAUUAUGGAUCACGGUUAUUGGGUAUCAGAGGUUGCAGUGUCUUCCUGUCAUCAGUCACAUGGUCUGACCAGUGAUAGGAAAAACAUAUGUUCUGAUUAGUAAAAUAAUUCUAAAUGCAAAGCUCUUAAGGGCAGAUUUUGUGGUGCCUCCCCACCUAUAACCCAUCACCACCAAGUUGUUGCUGACUCAUACCGACCCUAUAGGACAGAAUAGAACUGCCCUAUAGAGUUUCCAAGGCUGAAAUCUUGAUGGAAGCAGACUGCCACAUCUUUGUCCCAAGGAGUGGCUGGUAGGUUUGAACUGCCGAUCUUUUGGUUAGCAGAAGUGUGCUUUAACUGCUGCACCACAAGGGCUCCUGCUGGUGCCUCAAGUAAGCAAAAAAAGAAUUUAUUUCCAUGUUUAUUUCAGAUGGCUUGUGGGGAAUUUCAGUAGAGAUGUCAGUAUUGGGGCAGAGAUGUCCUAUAGGUGAUUGUGCUGGAGGGCCUUAAGUCUGCUUGUCUGGCGUAACAUUUCCAGCAGGUGUGUGAGAAGUGGCAUAAUGCUGGGAAAGAGCAAAAUAAUGUUGAUUAAAUGAUGUUUAACCUCUUGAACUUUUGUCCUGUGCUAGAACGUAAUGGGAAGAUGACAUCAUCUCUUCCUUUAAGGAAUUCAUAAGUUUGUAGGAGAAGCACACAUGAAAACAAAAAAGUGAUACCAUAAUGAUUUAGGUAGUAGAAACAAUGUGUGUAGAGUCCAUAGGUGGUGCAGGUGGUUAGUGCGUUUGGCUGCUAACCAAAGGAUUGGAGGUUCCAGUCCACUCAGGCACUUUAGAAGAAAGGCCUGGCAAUCUACUUCUGAAGACUCAGCCAUUGGAAACCCUAUUGAGCAUGGUUCUGCUCUGACACACGUGGGAUCGCCAUGGGUCGGAAUCGACUUGACAGCUACUAGUUGUAUAAUAUGCUACAAGAGUCUAGGGGAUCAACCAGUUUUUAACUUACAGGGUGUUAAGCAGGGGUACAGCAUGGUCAGAAUUCUUGUUGAACCACGUGAAAGCUGGGUCAGAAAGGGGAGAAGAGGUGAUAGGCAGCUGAGUCUAGUAAUCUAGGCAAGAGAAAAUGGCUGCUUGAUGGUAGGGCUAGAAACAUCGUAGACUGGACAGAGAAUCAGCAGGAAUCUCGGCAAAAUAUAGAACGUAAAGGAAAGGAAAGAGCCCGAGAGCGCUUGGUGAUAGACUUUCAGCUUUUGUGUCUGAGUUUAAAAGUAGAUACUGUUAAAUGAAAUUGGAGUAUAGGAAGAAGAGUAGGUGUGUUAUGAUGGGAAAAUAAUGAGUUCAGCUUUGGACAUUUUUAAUAUAAGGUGCCAGGAGAUCCCAUGACUGGAGGUAUAGACCUGGGACUCAGAAAUCUGGUUGGAAAUCCAAAUCUAUAUUCACAAACUCAAAGCCGUUAAACAAUUUAUCCAAGGCUCCUCAGCUAAUAGGUGGCAAAGCCAGGUCUUGAGCACAGAUCUGUCAGAAUUCCAAAGCAUGGGAAAAGCACCAUGCUAAACUGCUUCGCCGUAAUAUUAGCUAUGUGUUUAUUGAGUCAUCACAAUAUGCCAGGCAUUGUGCUAAGUCACAAACAUUACCUUAUUUGGAAAAGGUAGUUUUAGAGAAGAGUUACCUGCUAGAGAAAUUUUUUGGUACCAAUAAAAGUCGAAAAGAGAUAUUUUCUAGAACUUUUGUUUAUAUAUGUAAAGAUAUUAUCAUUAUUUAUAUUCUUCUCCCAACCUCUGUUUUCUGUAAGAUUUACAGUUUUCCCUGCCAAGUUUGCACCAGUGCCACAGUACCUUUGAAAAAUCAUAUCCAGGCAGAGGGUGACUGGUUAGAGGCUGAGGCUUGAGGACGUUCAGAGGAAGGACCCAUUGAUUUGGUUCAUAUGAGUACUAGGUGCAGAGUUUAUGCUAGAUUUGAGACACGCCUUUCAAGUUCUGUGUUCUCCAAGUGGUAGAAUUAGGGAGGGUGGCAUAAAAGAGGACACAUUAAAGCUGAUCUUCAAAACCUGAUGUAGAAAAAGAAGACAUCAGGCUGAAAGAACACCAUGAGCAAGAGGCAAAGGUGUUUGAAGCUCCUGGUGUACUUGAGGAAUGCAGUAGUAGGCUGUUGUGGCUGGUGUAGAGCUUGACUGAAAGAAGUGGAGGGAGAGGAAGGUUAAAGACCUUUGUGGGGCCAUAUUUAUUUGAAUGCUACUGUAUAUCCGGAAACCCUGGUGGUCUAGUGGUUAAGAGCUAUAGCUGCUAACCAAAAAGUUGGCAGUUCAGAUCCACCAGGCGCUCCUUGGAAACUACGCGGGCAGUUCUCUGUCCUAUAGGGUCAUUAUGAGUCAGAAUCGACUUGACGGCAGUGGGUUUGGUUUUGGUUUGAUUUAUUCUAUAUCCAUCCCUACACAUCUGGAUAAUAGCUGCUAAGGUUUUUUCUAAAUUGAAACACAGGUUUUAUUAAAUGGUGGUGGUGGUUGUUGCCAGUUGUCUUCGAAUCAGCUCUGGUUCAUGGCGACCUUAUGUAUGACAGAGUGAGGCGUUGUGUGGUUUGUGCCAUCUUCGUGAUCGUUGGUCUCUUUGGGUUCAUCGUACAUCUGGUGUGUCAGUCUACCUCACUGAGAAUUUCUCUAGUUUUUGCUGAGUUUAAGGGGCAUGAUUUAAUGCGUGGGGGUCCCUGGGUGGUACAGAUGGUUAAGAGCUUGACUGCUAGCCAAAAGGCUGGAGGUUGGAACCCACUCAGGCGCCUUGGAAGACAAGCCUACCGAUCUGCUUCUGAAAGGUCAUAGCCUUGAAAACCCUGUGGAGCACACUUCUACUCUGUGGCAACUAACAACAGCAGUAACUUCCUGUGUGUAGGUUAUAAACAAAACUGAAUUUCAAGAGUACUCUAUGAGAUGACUAUACUCAGAGGACGUGAGUCAGCAAGCAAAAGAAAGACUGAACAAAACAGGAAAUCCACAAAGAUAACCUUGGAAGCGCUGGAUGCAGCAAAAUAAGAACAAUGGAUCUCAAGUUCAACAACUCCAGGAAAUAUAUUUCUAUCACCGUCCCUUCAAAAACCCAAGCAAUGUCACCACACAUCAAGUCAAUAGAUGACAUCGUGGUCCUUGGCAUCAAUCUCAGCAGAUUUAACAAACUUACUCAGUUUUUCAUUUGUGUUGCUGGGGUUUUUGUAUUUUACCUGAUUUAUGGAUAUUUACAGGAAUUAAUAUUUUCAGUGGAGGGUUUCAAGUCCUAUGGCUGGUACCUUACAUUAGUGCAGUUUGGGUUUUACUCCACAUUUGGCCUAAUAGAACUUCAGCUUAUUCAGGACAAAAGGAGAAGAAUACCGGGAAAAACCUACAUGACAAUAGCUUUUCUAACAGUGGGUACCAUGGGGUUGUCAAACACUUCCUUGGGCUACCUGAAUUACCCCACCCAGGUCAUCUUCAAGUGCUGCAAACUGAUUCCUGUUAUGCUAGGAGGAGUUUUUAUUCAAGGAAAGCGAUACAACGUUGCAGAUGUGUCCGCCGCAGUAUGUAUGAGCCUUGGACUGAUAUGGUUUACUCUGGCUGACAGCACAAUUGCGCCGAAUUUCAACCUGACAGGCGUGAUCCUUAUUUCCCUGGCACUAUGUGCAGAUGCUGUCAUUGGAAACGUCCAAGAGAAAGCUAUGAAACUGCAUAAUGCUUCUAAUUCAGAAAUGGUUCUGUAUUCGUAUUCCAUAGGGUUUGUGUAUAUUUUACUGGGAUUGACAUGCACUAGUGGAUUACGCCCGGCAGUGACGUUUUGUUCAAAGAAUCCGGUUCGGACCUACGGUUACGCUUUCCUUUUCUCCCUCACUGGGUAUUUUGGAAUCUCCUUUGUUCUAGCUUUGAUUAAAAUUUUUGGUGCACUUCUUGCUGUAACAGUGACAACAGGAAGAAAAGCAAUGACCAUUGUACUUUCAUUUAUGUUCUUUACUAAACCGUUCACAUUUCAGUAUGUAUGGUCUGGUUUGUUAGUUGUCCUUGGCAUAUUCCUCAACGUUUACAGUAAAAAUAUGGACAAAAUAAGACUACCAUCACUACAAGGUCUGAUAAACAAGUCAGUGGAUGAGAGAAAGUCAAGGACGUUGGCACAAACUGUGUAGGCAGUGAUUCAUACUGUUCAAAAUGGAAUCUUGUGGGAAUAACCAAUUAAUUAACUCUACAAAGGGAUUUUUAGAAAAACCAAAGGAUCUGAAGGCAUGCUGUCCAUUUGUGGAUGGAUUACAUAUGAUGAAGUGGUUUUGGGAUGUCAGCCUUUUCUUUUGAACACUGGGACUGACCUCUGAAGCAAUUAAGAGAGCCAGUGUCUAACACACCUUAAGAAUAAAAUGUUAAUGUGAAGGACUGAAAUUCUUAGCAGUUCAAUGAGCAUUUUCUUUGGACAUGGACCAUGUUGCAA
This is a messenger RNA of Loxodonta africana (African savanna elephant), 4597 nucleotides long. It is a transcript of the gene SLC35B3, whose product is annotated as solute carrier family 35 member B3. Gene Ontology annotation, cellular component: Golgi membrane; endoplasmic reticulum membrane. Gene Ontology annotation, biological process: transmembrane transport. The transcript has 10 exons. NCBI's taxonomy places the organism in Eukaryota, Metazoa, Chordata, Mammalia, Proboscidea, Elephantidae. Gene Ontology annotation, molecular function: 3'-phosphoadenosine 5'-phosphosulfate transmembrane transporter activity. Bases 3192 to 4301 code for a protein of 369 amino acids. The record is from RefSeq and is a predicted model, not a curated record.